Bufo bufo (common toad) is the source of this 1188-nucleotide messenger RNA. RefSeq names its product exostosin like glycosyltransferase 2 (gene EXTL2). The record is from RefSeq and is a predicted model, not a curated record. Gene Ontology annotation, molecular function: glycosyltransferase activity. Gene Ontology annotation, cellular component: membrane. The coding region runs from base 192 to 1172 and encodes 326 amino acids. The transcript is spliced from 5 exons. NCBI's taxonomy places the organism in Eukaryota, Metazoa, Chordata, Amphibia, Anura, Bufonidae.
CAGAGCGGAGCAUUGUGGGAAUGUGUCUGGAGCAGGAAAUGCAGAAACUCCGAGCUCAGAUGUCAGGAUUCAUGUGGAUUUCUAACAAAAAGGAACAUUUCUGCUAUGCUGCUUCUGCACGCAACUGACGCAAACGUUGGCAUUGGUAAGGUCUUCAUGAGAUCUACAGCAGGGGGAACUCUUUCACGGACAUGAGCAGAUUUUUGGGAAGAGUAUUGAGGAUCAAGAUGCUCCGUGUGUCCUGUGCCUUCCUAAUUUUUAUCCUCUUCCUCCUUGGCGCCCUUGCUGCUUUGCUUCCCGCUGCACAUGAAGAUGUAAUAUCGGGCGUUCAGCGGAGAAUAUCUCACUCCAGUCCAUCUCCCCAAGACUCUUUCACGCUCAUAAUGCAGACCUAUAACAGGACUGAUUUGUUGCUUAAAAUGCUGAACCAUUACCAGGCCAUGCCUCAGCUUCACUGUGUGAUUGUGGUAUGGAACAAUGUGGGGCAGGACCCUCCCCAGGAAUUGUGGGAGCGCUUAGGACCCCAUCCUGUGCCUGUUUUCUUCAAAAAACAGACCGUCAAUCUCAUGAGGAACAGACUGCAGGACUUUCCAGAGAUAGAGACCAAGGCUGUACUGAUGAUGGAUGACGACACGCUUGUUAGCGCACAUGACAUCUCCUUUGCCUUCGCUGUCUGGCAGCUAUUCUCCAGUCAAAUUGUGGGUUAUGUGCCUCGGAAGCACGUUGCCUCCCCAGCAGGAAUAUUCAGCUACGGUAGUUUUGAAUUACAGGCUCCAGACACUGGACGUGGUGACAAGUAUUCAAUGAUACUCAUUGGAGCGGCAUUUUUUCAUAAAGAUUAUCUGAGACUUUUCCAGGAAUUGCCCCGCUCAAUCCAUGAGAUGAUUGACCUAACGCAGAAUUGUGAUGAUAUCACCAUGAACUUCCUGGUGGCAAAUCGAACAGGAAUGUCAUCUGGUGUGCUGGUGAAACCUAUAGAUAUGAGAAAUUUGGAGAAGGAUGCCGGAAGUGGAUACACAGGGAUGUGGCACCGAGCAGAACAUUUACUGCAAAGGUCGUACUGUCUUAACAAGUUAACUGGCAUUUAUGGAAAGAUGCCUUUGGUAUAUUCCAAUAUAAUGAUCUCACAGUUUGGUUUUCCAAACUAUGCCAAUCACAAAUCUAAGAUAUAGACUGCAGUUAUAUGCA